This is a messenger RNA of Galeopterus variegatus (Sunda flying lemur), 702 nucleotides long. Its product is annotated as cytochrome c oxidase subunit 5A, mitochondrial. The coding region runs from base 86 to 538 and encodes 150 amino acids. Gene Ontology annotation, biological process: mitochondrial electron transport, cytochrome c to oxygen. Gene Ontology annotation, cellular component: mitochondrial inner membrane. The record is from RefSeq and is a predicted model, not a curated record. Lineage: Eukaryota; Metazoa; Chordata; Mammalia; Dermoptera; Cynocephalidae. The transcript has 5 exons.
GUCCGGCCCCCGCGAGUUCCGGAGCGGCCCGCGAGCUCACACCCGGCUUCUCCUCAGCUUUAGUCUGAGCCACUCCAUCGCCAUUAUGCUAGGCGCUGCUCUCCGCCGCUGCGCCGUAGCCGCAGCCGCCCGGGCCGGCCCUGGAGGUCUCCUGCACCCCGCCCUGGCCCCCGGCCCCGCCGCCGCUGUCCAGUCAUUUCGCUGCUAUUCUCAUGGGUCAAAUGAGACAGAUGAGGAGUUUGAUGCUCGCUGGGUGACAUACUUCAACAAGCCAGAUAUAGAUGCCUGGGAAUUGCGUAAAGGGAUGAACACGCUUGUUGGCUAUGAUCUGGUUCCAGAACCCAAAAUUAUUGAUGCUGCUUUGCGGGCAUGCAGACGAUUAAAUGAUUUUGCUAGUGCAGUUCGCAUCCUAGAGGUUGUUAAGGACAAAGCAGGACCUCAUAAGGAAAUCUACCCCUAUGUCAUCCAGGAACUUAGACCAACUUUAAAUGAACUGGGAAUCUCCACUCCAGAGGAACUGGGCCUUGACAAAGUGUAAAUCCCCAUGGAUGGAUUUAUUGCUAUGACUACUUGAUUUUAAAGUCACCUGGAAAUACCGGGGAGAGCAUAUUACCUUAUUUGAACAAGUUUUCUUUUAUUGAGUACCAAACCAUGUAAUGGUAGCUUGGACUUUAAUAAAAGGGAAAUGAGUUUGAACUGAAA